GUUACGACCGCCGCUGGACAGGGUAGAGAGGGCUACUUAGCCAAUGGCCGAGCCACCUCCUGUCCUCUAUCCGGCGUCGCCCGAUUCAGAGGCCAAGGUGUCGGAGUGCGCCGGGUCCCAGUUCAACGUGCGCGUCGGGCCAAACUAUGCAAGGAAGGGCAAUAAGAGUCCCUCGGAUGACUCGAUGUACCACCUAUCAUCAGUGCACAUGUUCAAGGCCGAGUCCUGCACGAAGCACUUGCACAUGGCUACACGGAUGCCGCUGCCGGAGCCGCUCGUCCCUGCCGACAGCCCAGGCCUGCCGCUGCCGCAGCUGCUCGUCGUGACGCUGGUUGUGCCCGAGGAGGGGCCCGCGAUGUUCGGCGGCAAAGAGGACGGAGGGCCGAGCAUGAAUUGCGUGAUGGUCUUCCAGCUCAAGGAGAAGACUGCGGAGGACGCGGCGAGCGAGGCCCCCUCCCCCGCGGUGGCGCUGCUGAGCCGCUACUAUAGCAUGAGCAUCGCAAUCGCGAGUGGAGGGAGCCCGACGGGCGCCGAGAAGAGCGAGAUCCAAAAGAUGCGGGCUUGCUUCAAGCUCAUCGGCCAGGCCAGCAACUUCUCCGACCUUGGCCUCCCCGCGAUGCUCGCGGGCUACAACGGGAAGCCGGUCAUCAUCAACAAGACCGGCGAGCUGCACCAGGGGAAGUCCUCCUCCGGCGCGAGCUACAUGGAGAUGGACAUCCUCGUCCACAAGUGGCAGUACAUCGCACGCAAGGGGCUCUACUCGAUCAAGGAGCACUACUGUAAACUCGACGCCGAGGUCGGCUUCGUGAUCCAGGGAGAGGCCGACAGCGAGCUGCCUGAGCGGAUGCUGGGCGCCGUCGAGAUCAACGGCGUCGACCCGACCCUGCUAGCGAAGUGGCCCUCGAGCGGCGAUGGCGACGGCGAUGCCACCGGCUCCGGGACGUGACCACAAUGAGGGGUCGCCCGUGUGGGACGCUCCUUGGCAUCGGCGGGUGGGAGGACGGAGCCAGGGCGCAGGAAAGCGCGAGCGACUCAGUCGCUGUGAGAGCUGAGACGGCGAGAGGCGGUUGGACGUGGCGGGGGUCGCGCAAUGUGCUCCCUUUGAUGUGUGGCGCGUGUAGCCGGGCAGGCUGUCUUUGUCUCUCCACGGCUGUUCUCCGCUCUCCUCAUCUCUGCGCUUCCUCCUGCUGUGGUCUGUGUGCACUCCUGCUCUCGGCUCUCGCUCUUCGGUGGUCUUCGCCGCUUCGUGUAUGUGUGUCACAGGA
Emiliania huxleyi CCMP1516 is the source of this 1265-nucleotide messenger RNA. RefSeq lists its product as hypothetical. Bases 44 to 946 code for a protein of 300 amino acids. The transcript has 12 exons. The record is from RefSeq and is a predicted model, not a curated record. Lineage: Eukaryota; Haptophyta; Isochrysidales; Noelaerhabdaceae.